UUUGUUUGUUUUUUAUUUGUUUUUUACAAAAAGAUUAAACAUUCUUUUGGAUAUAAAUAUAAAAAUAAGGCAAAAAAUUUGAACAAUCAGAGACCUCGCAUUAAGAUUAUUAUUAAGAUACACCUUCAAUCUAAGAUACAAUUUUUUAAAGUUUGUUUGGCCAUUAAGUGUGUGUGGGGGGGGGGGGGUUGGAUGUGUGAGCAUUACCUCCAAUUUAAGAUACAUUUCAUUAUUUGAUACGUUUUUGUUGAGUAAUGUGUAUAAUUCAGCAUUAGGAGAUGUAAAAAUUUGGCUUGCCAUGAAGUGAUUAAGUGAGGGAGGGAAUAGAUGGCCGAUGCCUUUAAGAGUUAUCCUCUAUUGUCUCAUUAUCUCAUACGAUUUUUCAGAUUUGAGAGAUCAUUAUAAUGGCAUUCAAACUUAAUUUUCUCCUUAAAAGAUUUGUUAAACAUUUACCUUUCCUUUUAAAAAAUUAAUAAAUUCCUAUUAACCCAAUAUAAAACUAGCUUUUCCUUUCUUUUAAUAUCUAAUUCCUUUGCCUUAUAUUCCUCUUUUUUACUACAUUCAUAUAUCCCUUUUUUUAUUAAAAACAUUUUUCUUACAGCCUUUUAAGCCUUUUUAUUUUUUAUUAUGCGCAAAAAAUGGGAUUUUGGUCAUAUAUUAAAGCGCAGUUUUUGGAUUUAUAUUUGUAUGUAUAUCUCUUUAUGUUGCACAAGCGGAUGAAUGUGAAUAAAAAUAGAUUAAUGUCCCCAACCUUUAUUAUAUUCUGGUUAAGCUGGCUCUAUUACACAAUGUUAAUGCACAAACAUACAAGUAGAGGUGUGUGGGAGAUAAAGACUUGUGCAGCAAAAAAUAAAGGGAUUUCAUUUAUACGCACUUUGUAUGUCCAAGUUUUAAUUUCUUCUAUCUUUCCAACAAAAAAUUCCUAGUUGCACAUCCUUAUAUGUUAAUUUUAACAUCCCUGAACUUUGGAUAUAUUACGUUGGAUUUAUUCUCCUUUUCGGUCAAGUUUUACAGUUCAAUUCUAAUCUCCGAAAAUUUUCCCAGAAGUGAGAUACCUGA
This is a messenger RNA of Meloidogyne enterolobii, 1059 nucleotides long. The record is from the annotation of a GenBank genome assembly. Lineage: Eukaryota; Metazoa; Nematoda; Chromadorea; Rhabditida; Meloidogynidae.